This is a messenger RNA of Drosophila grimshawi, 1976 nucleotides long. RefSeq lists its product as uncharacterized. Gene Ontology annotation, cellular component: neuron projection. The transcript is spliced from 6 exons. The record is from RefSeq and is a predicted model, not a curated record. Gene Ontology annotation, biological process: G protein-coupled receptor signaling pathway. The coding region runs from base 369 to 1049 and encodes 226 amino acids. Lineage: Eukaryota; Metazoa; Arthropoda; Insecta; Diptera; Drosophilidae.
ACGCGCAUGUUUUGUGACAACGAGUCCAAACAAACACUUGGCACACGAGGCGCAUACGCGUUGUUUUCAUUAUUCAGUGCAAAAUAAAUGAAAUGGUUGAUUGAAAUUUAUGUUGUGUGAUCUGAGCCAUGCGAAGCUAAGUGCAACAAGCCGCAAUUUGUGUGGCCACGUGACAGGUGCCCCAUGCCUCUGGUACUGGUGUAGUGUUUGGAUGCUGUAGCUGCAGUUGAGGCUGAAUUCGUACACCCAAAUCACAUCCGGCUGCCUUGUCGUACUUAAUGGAUUGUUCAAUUUAGCCGGUGUUCGGCAAAUCAAAUCACAUUAUCAAACACAUUGAGACUUAUGUGUGUCCUGUUAAAUGCAACAAGAUGUUGACAACACAUCACCUGCAUCAUUUGCAUCAUCAUCGCGGCAGCACGGCCAUUGAAUUGGAUAAGAUUACCAAUUUAAAUACGCUCAUCGUGGAGAUCAACAGCCAUGUGGCACUCUUUCGCGACAUGCUGAUACAUAUCGGCCAGGCCAAGGACUGUCCGGAGCUGCGCGAAAAGAUACGCAAAUUGCGACGCACCUGUGUGGAGGCAUUCAAGCACACCGCACAGAUACUCGUGCCACAGGUCAAGAGCUCACUGGCCGAUGGCAUACUCACCGACAAUCCGCACCUGGUGUUGCUCUUCUAUAUGGCUCAGCUCUUUAUACGUGAACUUGUGAAAAGCUAUCGACUUAUUCAAGUUGUGCCGAUGGAUAUGUCUGGCUAUUAUGAGAAUCGAGCUGGUCCCUCGAAUCUGGGCAAUGUUAUAAGUCAAAUACUGUUGUGUAAGCAAAUAACGCCGGAUUUCAAUGAGGAGGAAUUAUGUAGCAUCACAAAGGAUUCGCAGGACAUUGCCAUGCUGCUUUCCGAGAUGCAGGAGUAUAUGCCACAGCACGAGGCAUAUUUGGAACGCAACGCAGCCCUGGAUACAAAUGGUACUUGGCCAGCAAAACGACGCCAGAAUUAUAUAUGCAAGAACAUGAGCCUGCUUUGCUGCGUGUCCCGCCCAAAUUAUCUCUGAGAGGAGGCCGAAAUUGUUUAAUUUUAAUGUCAUACAUAAGCACCGGCAACCACAAGUAUUACACACACACACACACACACACACAACACACAUUCUACUUAUAUCAAUUACUAGUGUUUAAGUCAAGCCUAUAAAAAACUAAACACAAAUAUGUUAGAGCCUAAGUGUACAACAAGUCAUUUAGAAUUGUAAUUAAAGAUCAAAGGAGUCUACACACAAAACCAAUUUAAACACAUAUAGAGUGCAUAUACAUUUAGGAAAGUUGUGUAUAAUCAAAGUUAAUGCUGCAUAUACAAUAUUAUACUAUUAAAUGUAAUUGCUCCUGAGUCUGGUAAUAGAGCAAAAUUUAUAGACAUGUUAAUCCAAUUUGAAAGCACAGUUCAAUAUGUCAUAGAAUUGAAUUGUUUUUAUCCUUUUGUUUUCAGUAAUAGUUUGGAAUAUUCAAGCACUUUAAUUAAAAGAAACUGAAAAUACAAUAACACUUGUUACAUUUUUCUUCUUGUAUUUAUCAAAAAGACCAUUUAGGACUGUAAAUUUUAGUAAUUGUAUAGAGUUUUACCAUAUAGAAAUGCGCUAGCAAACAAAUGAUUCAUUAAAUAUACCGUUGAGUUAACAUUAAAAUUAGAUAAGGGUGGCAUUGAGCAAGGGGAGCAGUAAAAAGGUAGAUGUAGCCACACAUGAUACUAGCUUGGUAAUUUAAUUAAAGGCAUGUCCCAGACCUGGUCCUGGCAUUGGCUCUGGCUCUGGCUCUGGGAAUGUGUUAGAACAAAAAGCAAUAAAACAAUAUGUCGUUAAUUCACAAAGACGCACACACACACACACACACACACACAAUUAUAAUUAGACACUACAUACAUUAGUGAAUGCACAAAUGUUCUAAGGUUUCUGUUAGUUUCAUUUUUAAAGACAACAACAAAGUUGAACUGU